Knipowitschia caucasica is the source of this 1515-nucleotide messenger RNA. The record is from the annotation of a GenBank genome assembly. NCBI's taxonomy places the organism in Eukaryota, Metazoa, Chordata, Actinopteri, Gobiiformes, Gobiidae.
AUGCUGCUUCAUAAAAUACCAUGUUAUUUAGAAAAUGCACUCAAAUCUGCUCUUACGAACUUUGUUGAUGAAGAGACCAUCCUCGAUUACGACAGGGAGGCAGAGCUGGCUCUACAGAAACUCACCACAGGAGAGGUUGACGUGAACCAGUUGGCCAAUGCUUGGUCCAGGUCUUAUAUGGAGACAACCCUGGAGCAUGCUCACCCAGAAGAACCCAGCUGGGAUGAGGACUUUGCAGAUGUGUAUCAUGAACUGAUCCACUCUCCUGCCUCUGACACUCUUCUCAACCUGGAGCACAACUAUUUUGUCAGCAUCUCAGAGCUCAUCAGUGAAAGAGACAUGGAAAUUAAGAAGCUACAGGAGAGAAACUCUGCUGAAAUGGAAAAGGUGAUGCUUGAGCUAGGAAAUACUCUGACUGAUCAGGAUGUAAAUGCAGUUGCAUCUCAACACUUUGAUACACAACAGGAGUUGGAGAACAAAUGGACUAGUGAGUUGAAGCAAGUGACCGGUAUACAGAAGCAGGAAUAUCAGGAGUGGGUCAUUAAAUUACACCAGGAUCUACAGAAGUCAAACAACAGUAGCCAAAUUAAUGAAGAAAUUAAGGUACAGCCCAGCCAACUGUCUGAGGAAGGGGAUUCUGGGAGCCGGAUGUUUGAUGAGCAGCCUCUGCUGGAGGAGAGCUUCACCAUCCACCUAGGCGCACAACUAAAGACAAUGCACAACUUGCGGCUGGUCCGUGCAGAUGUGCUUGACUUGUGUAAACAUCGGCGACAUGGCAGCAGCGGAGCCAAACUCAGGCGGCUGCAGACGGCACUGUCUCUGUACUCCUCAUCACUAUGUGGUCUGGUACUUCUAGUUGACAACAGGGUCAACUCGUACAGUGGAAUCAAGAGAGACUUUGCUACAGUUGCAAAAGAGUGUACCGACUUCCACUUCUUGUUCCUGGAGGAACAGCUGGAGGAUGUGCAGCAGCUGGUGCUUUACGCCAGAGCGCAGCGGAGCAGCAAACAGAAGGACCAGACUGAGAUCCUACGAAAUGGCAAUGAAGAUAAAAGUAAGAAUGUUGAUCGAAAUCCCUCAAACCUUUUACCGGGCGAAUUUUACAUCUCUCGACAUUCUAACCUGUCUGAAGUCCAUACUGUUUUCCACCUUUGUGUGGAUGACAAUGUGCGCUCUGGAAACAUCAACGCACGAGACCCUGCCAUUAUGGGCCUAAGAAACAUUCUCAAAGUAUGCUGUACACAUGACAUCACAACGGUGACCAUCCCACUGCUGCUGGUCCACGACAUGUCGGAGGAGAUGACAAUUCCAUGGUGUCUUAAGAGAUCUGAACUUGUUUUUAAAUGUGUCAAAGGUUUUAUGAUGGAGAUGGCCUCAUGGGAUGGAGGUAUUUCCCGGACUGUACAGUUUCUAGUUCCUAAGAGUAUUUCAGAAGAAAUGUUUUACCAGUUGAGCAACAUGCUGCCUCAGAUAUUCAGAGUGUCAUCUACUUUGACUCUCACUUCAAAGCAAUAG